AGUAAUAACAGCGUUAUUUAUCUUGUACGUGUCCGUCCCGCGUGUUUUUCCCUUUCUUUUUAAAACCGACUCGAACACAAACGCAUAUAUAUAUGCAUCAUCCUUACCCUUUCAACUUUUCAUUUUCUCACAAAAAGAUCUCUUCUAUUUGCGUUAAAAUCUAAAGCUUUUUUUUUGUCUUUUGAAUCAUGGAGUGUAGACCGUUGGAUCUGACGAUUAUAUCCGCGGAGGAUCUCAAAGACGUCCAACUGAUCGGCAAGCAGGACCUAUACGCCGUCGUUUCCAUCAACCGCGACGCGAGGACGAAGCAGAAGACGAAGGUCGACAAAGACUGCGGGACCAAACCCAAAUGGAGACACCAGAUGAAGCUCACCGUCGACGACUCCGCGGCGCGCGACGGUCGUCUCGCCCUCGUCGUCGAGAUCGUGGCGGAUCGUCCCAUCGCCGGUGAUAAACCCGUCGGAGAGGUUAGCGUUCCGGUGAAGGAGCUUCUGGACCAGAACGACGGCGGCGGCGGGGAGGAGAAGACGGUGACGUACGCGGUGAAGCUGCCUAACGGGAAGGCCAAAGGUUAUCUCAAAUUCUCUUUUAAGUUCGGUGAAAAGUAUACUUUCGGGGGACCUUCGAGUGGGCCUGGCCCAUUGACUCUGGAGCAUAAGUCUAUGGAUCAGCCGCCUGUCACGGCUUACCCGCCUGGACAAGGUGCACCGGUUGCAUAUCCGCCGGGUCCUUCAGGAUACCCACCACCAGGACAUGACGACAAACACGGCGGCGGUGGUGUUUACGGUUAUCCUCCACCUGGUGGUCCCGCUGGUUAUCCUCCAGCCGGCCCUGGUGGGUAUCCGCCACCCGGAGCAUACGGUGGAUAUCCACCUCCACAGCAAGGAGGCUACCCGGGGUAUCCACCACAGGGUCCAGGCUUUGGAUAUCCGCCGCAGGGUCCAGGCUAUGGAUACCCGCCGCAGGGUCCGUAUGGUUACCCGCAACAGCAAGGUUAUGGUGGUAAACCGCAGAAACCGAAGAAGCAUGGAGGAGGUGGAAUGGGUCUAGGACUUGGACUUGGAGCUGGAUUGUUGGGUGGGUUGCUGGUUGGUGAAGCUAUUGAUGAUAUAGCAGAUAUGGGUGGCGACUUUGAUUUCUGAUCUUCUGUUUGUGCUAUCUUUUUAUGCUGUGAUUAACGUUUUCAAUUUCCUAAGCUAGGCAACUGGUUCUAUGUUUUUUCUUUUGGUGUGUGUGUCCUGUGAGAAAUCAACAUGUUCUGUUUUCUUGUGUUUGUGUUGUUGUUUCUGGCUGUCUCUUAAUGAAAACAGCCGUCAUAUGUUGCUUUCUCAUGUUUUGUAUGAGAGAGUAAUGUGCAGUAAUAAUCAGUUUCCCGUUUUUCAGUAAACAA
Messenger RNA from Raphanus sativus (radish), 1390 nucleotides. RefSeq names its product protein SRC2 homolog. The transcript has a single exon. Bases 189 to 1142 code for a protein of 317 amino acids. Lineage: Eukaryota; Viridiplantae; Streptophyta; Magnoliopsida; Brassicales; Brassicaceae. Gene Ontology annotation, biological process: defense response. The record is from RefSeq and is a predicted model, not a curated record.